Entrophospora candida is the source of this 584-nucleotide messenger RNA. The record is from the annotation of a GenBank genome assembly. Lineage: Eukaryota; Fungi; Glomeromycota; Glomeromycetes; Entrophosporales; Entrophosporaceae.
AAAUAAUCCAAUUGACUAUGUUCAUGUCAUUUCUACGUGAAUUACUAAAACAAGAUGCGUCAAUAUCAAUUUAUUUUUCACGUAAUGAAAAGUAUAAUGGAGAAAUAAAAAUAUGGUAUUAUGUGGUAAUAUUGUUGACAUUGGCUGCAUUAUUUUAUUGUUUUAUAUUUUUUAAGAAAAUUGCCAAUAGAGGUCCAAAUUUAUUAUUGAUCGAUAUAUUUCUUACAAUAUUAUGGAUUACAUCAGGCAUAACAAAUCUUUAUCCGAUGUAUAUGGGAGACAAAAAUUUAUCAUGCGAAGCGAUGGGUUAUGAUGUUUCAUUAGUACAACAUUUUUACUGGAAAUGGUGUAGUACUUAUUUUGUGGCAAUUGUAAUGAGCUGGAUAACCACAACAUCAUUUAUAAUGUCGUUGUCUUUAAAUAUAAUUUUUCAUGUUUCAGAGCAAAAAACUGAUAGUCAUUGCGAUAAACACAUAGUGGAUAAUGAUCCAAUUGAAUUGAUUGUAAUAAAUCAAAGUAAUAAUAAUAACAAUGAUAAUGACAACAAUAUCAACAAUAAUACUGUAAUCAUUGAAAAUCAGUGA